AUGUCAAAACGAAAAAAAUUUUUUUCUGAACUAUUUUCAAUCAAAUCUCUUGGGAGGGUAUGUUUUUUUUACUUGACUACUUCAGCAAUCACACGUCAUAUUGGAGAAAUUAUAAUAUGUAAAGGUUCAUCUAUGGAACCAACCAUUUCUUCUGGUGAUAUUGUUAUAGGUGAAAGGUUAACACUAAAAUAUGGUAAAUUAAGAACUAAUGAUAUAGUUGCUUUGAUUGCUCCAAAUGAUUCAAAGUCACUUCUUUGUAAAAGAAUCACUCAUAAAGAAUUUGAAAAAGUUGAAAACUGCCCAUUUGUAUAUAAAAAUAUUUUACCUAAAGGAUUUUUUUUUGUUCAAGGAGAUAAUAGAGCAGUCAGUUCUGAUUCCCGACAUUUUGGACCAGUACCUGAAGGUCUUAUUGACGUAAAAUUAGCUUUAAGAAUUUGGCCAUUAAAUAAAAUUGGAUGGUUAUCAGAUCGUUGGUUCUGGGAAUGA
Messenger RNA from Strongyloides ratti, 486 nucleotides. RefSeq names its product Mitochondrial inner membrane protease subunit 1. The coding region runs from base 1 to 486 and encodes 161 amino acids. Gene Ontology annotation, cellular component: mitochondrial inner membrane peptidase complex; membrane. NCBI's taxonomy places the organism in Eukaryota, Metazoa, Nematoda, Chromadorea, Rhabditida, Strongyloididae. Gene Ontology annotation, molecular function: serine-type endopeptidase activity. The record is from RefSeq and is a predicted model, not a curated record. The transcript has a single exon.